Thecamonas trahens ATCC 50062 is the source of this 3387-nucleotide messenger RNA. RefSeq lists its product as uncharacterized. The annotation marks the transcript as partial. The transcript has 2 exons. Gene Ontology annotation, cellular component: cortical actin cytoskeleton; plasma membrane; site of polarized growth. Gene Ontology annotation, biological process: regulation of actin filament polymerization. Gene Ontology annotation, molecular function: actin filament binding. Lineage: Eukaryota; Apusomonadida; Apusomonadidae. The record is from RefSeq and is a predicted model, not a curated record.
GAUGAUCCAAACAUUCUCGUCGCGGGUAUCUGAGCUCCUUCCGUUGCUGACGGAGCCCGCGGCUGCGUUUCGUGGCGAGUACUCGCGGCUGCGGGCCGGGGUCGAGCUGAUGGUGGGCGCGGCGGUGGUUGUUCAGCUCUGGCUGCUCUCGUUCCAGCUUAACAUGCCGUGGCGGUACACGCAGCUGGACAAGGUUGCUGGCUGGUCGCUGCUCGAGAACUCUCAGCUGCCGUUCAUGCUCAUGUUUUGGCUGGCUGCGUCGCUGCCUCUCGGGUAUGUGGGCGCGUUCUGGCUGGCGCGGUCGCCGCUGCUCCGUGCGGCGUGGCACGCCUCGCGCCUCGGGUUCUUCCUCGGGCGGUCGCUGAUCUUUGGCAUUCUGUUCAUGCCCAUCCUCAACUACAUGUUCCAAAUCCUGCUCUGUCCAAAGGUCAUGGGCUCGCGGCCGCGGCCCACUGAGCUGCACUGCUGGCAUGGCGAGCACCUCGGUGCGGCGGUCUACGCGCUUGCGGCUGCGAUCGUGCUCAUCUUCCAGGCGUUCGCUGAGGCGCGGACGUCGGACAUUCUCAUGCACGAGUCGUCGAACCCGCUGCGAACAGCGCGUCACAUUGUGUAUCUGCGGACCAAGGUGCUUGUGGGCGUGGCGGCUCUGACCGGGGUCAAGGUGUUUGGCCACUCGCAGCCGGUUGUGCAGCUGGUGGUCUUUUAUGUGGCGGCCGUGACGGCCAUCGUGUAUGUCUCGAUUCGGACCCCGUUUGUGGUCACGGUCCACGUUGACUCGUUUGGCCCGGGCGUGACUGAGCAGGAAAUGGAGCGGCGGGCACAGGAAGCGGCGCACGAGGUGCCGUCGGCACUCAACGAUGUCAUUGUUGGCCUCUUUACCGCGUGGCUCUUCUUUCUCAUCAUUGCCAGCGUCAACUACCGGGCCGGGUCGGCCUCGGGCGUCAAUGCUACACCGUACUUUAUGCUGCUUGGCAUUCCGGGAAUGGCCAUGAUCGGAUUCUACCUCUCGUGGGCGCGGCGCAACGUGGUCAAGCGCAGCUUGCCUUCAAAGCGCAAACUCCCUCCCCCAGGCACGCUCGAGGCGUUCUGGCGGCAUCCAAACCACUCGCACCUGGUGCCUGUGUCGGACAUGGGUGGGCACGCGGUGGCGAUGCGGGUGCUCUCGGACGCCGGCGCAACAGCGCUCAUGGCGCGGCUCGCCGAUGCCGAGCGUGGAACGCUCGCCACCGGGUUUGUGACCCGCCUCGAGAUUUUGGGUCCGAACCGCUACUCGCUGGCCAGCGCUGGCUGGCGCCGCGGCGGGCGCAUGUCUCGCAGCGGCCUUGGAGUGCUUGCCCCGCUGAUGGGGGAACACUCGCAGCUGCAGGCAUUUAAGCUCGAAGGCCAGGUGGUCGACGAUGAGUGCGUCGCCAAUUUUGCGCAGGCGCUGUCGGCCAACGCCUCGCUCGUCGCGCUCGAGCUGCCGAACAACGGUAUUUCCGAAUCUGGCCUGCUCUCGCUCGUCGGCAUUGCUCUCGGCACUCGUCUUGCCCGCCUUAAUCUCUCUGGCAACGUGGUUGACCCAUCCGCCCGUGCCCGAGUGGGCGACGCUGUCCGCGCCAUGCUCGCUACCGAAGCCGAGCGCCGCGGCGAUGACGGGCUGCCUCUGCUAGAAUUUGACGACUCUGUGGCUGGAGCGGUGGCAGCGGUGGUGGACGAGGACGACUCGACGCGGUGGGUGGUACUCGGCUACCAGAGUCAGCCGUCAUCGCGUGGGCCGAAUGUGCUGGAGGUCAAGGCGACGGGAGAGGAUGGGGUGGAGGAGCUUGCGUGGGAGCUGAGUGACGCUGGCAUUCAGUUUGCGCUCCUUCAGGUUGUGGAGCCCAAGACGUCGCUGUGGAAGCUGGUCUUCAUCACCUGGGUGGGAGAGUCGUCGCCGACCUCGGUCCGCACUUUUGUCAACCAGCACACGGCAGACGUGGCCAAGGUCUUCCGCGGCUACCAUGUUCAAAUCAACGCCCGCUCGGAGGACGACAUUGCUGAGAGUGUGGUGCUGGAUCUGGUGGCCAAGGGCGUGGGCGCAGACUACUCGGCCCACGGCGAGGGCCAGGGCAUGCGAUCGUCGGCGCCGCGGCCCAAGCCCAAGCCCAAGCCCAAGGGCUUUGCCAUCAAGGUGGCGGCCAAGCCCAAGUGUCAGGUGUGCAAGAAGGAUGUCUUCCCGGCCGACGCCGUCAAGGACUCGGGCCUGACCUGGCACAAGGCGUGCUUCCGCUGCUCGACCUGUGGCCUUGCGCUCAACCUCAAGAACUUCCGGUCGCUCAAGAACGUCCUCUACUGCGGGCCGCACCUGCCCAAGGCGCAGCACACGCAGGUUGCCGACGAUAUUCACACCCGCCGCGCUGUCUCGGCGCCGAAGCGCACCCUUGCGCAGGGCGCCCGCGUCGAUCUCGAAGGCGGCAAGAUUGUCGACCGCUCGCAGUUUGACGACGCCGCUUUUGAGCGCGAGUCGCACCUCUCGUCGGUCAACCAGUCGACUGAGAACCGCCCGUCCGAGUCGGCGUACCAGGGUGGUAUUGUUCCGGGCUCCAACACCGGGCCGGCCGUCCGCGAAUGGAGCAAGCCCAAGCCGGCCGAGCCGGUCGCCGAUGCCUCGGCAUCGUCGGGCUCGACCUGGGGUGCACCGCCGCCGUCGUCGUCUUCAAACUCGGGCGGCGGAUGGGGCGCUCGGCAGAACUCGACGCCUGCGCCUGCACCGGAGCCGGAGCCGGAGCCUGAGCCUGCUGCCGACGACGGAUGGGGUCAGGAGGCCGCUGCCGAGCCUGCCGCCGAUGCCGGUGGCUGGGGCCAGGAAGCCGCUGCCGAGCCUGCCGCCGAUGACGGUGGCUGGGGCGAGGAAGCCGCUGCCGAGCCUGCCGCCGAUGACGGUGGCUGGGGCCAGGAGGCCGCUGCCGAGCCUGCCGCCGAUGCCGGUGGCUGGGGCCAGGAAGCCGCUGCCGAGCCUGCCGCCGAUGACGGUGGCUGGGGCGAGGAGGCUGCUGCUGCCGACGACGGCGGCUGGGGCGAGGAGGCUGCUGCUGCCGAUGAUGGCGGCUGGGGCGAGGAGGCUGCUGCUGCCGACGACGGCGGCUGGGGCGAGGAGGCCGCUGCCGCUGAGGGUGAGUGGGACCCGAGCCAGUACGAGCAGUGCCGCGUGCUGUACGAGUACGACGCUGCCGAUGACACCGAGAUCUCGCUGGUCGAGGGCGAGAUUGUGUAUGUGUACGAAAAGGUGGCUGAGGGCUGGUGGAUCGGUGGCAAGGACGACGGCUCUGAGGGCAUGUUCCCGUCCAACUACUGCGAGCUCAUCGAGUAAGCUUGACCACACGCCCGCACCGUCGACGCAGCUGAUCGAUAGAUUGACCCCUCCCC